AUGCACAACUAUCGACAAUUUGCAAUUAUUUUAAGUGUUUUACUUUGCAUUCCUGCAUUUUCCAUUCCUUUUCAAGGAAAAAGGAAAAUCUCAAGGGUUAGCUGUUGUAAUUUCAUCAAUUCACCAGGAAACAUCAUUGAGAUGAGAGUUUCAUUGUUUGUUCAGUGUCAUACUACGAUCAUCAAGAAAAGAACAUUUCGUAAAUUAGUUUUCGAAGCAUAUUUAAAUAUUUCCCCACAAAUUCUUCCAAUCACCACAGAAAACUUGCAAACUUUCUCAGAUUAUUGUUAUGUAAAAGAUCUGUUGAAUUGGCAUUGUUCCAUAGCCAUAGAAGUUGUUGAAAUCAAGAAAUGUCUUAAUGCUUAA
This is a messenger RNA of Clunio marinus, 366 nucleotides long. The record is from the annotation of a GenBank genome assembly. NCBI's taxonomy places the organism in Eukaryota, Metazoa, Arthropoda, Insecta, Diptera, Chironomidae.